UCUGUAGCAACCAGCUCUAGACUAACGACCACAUGCUUCUUAUCCUUAUUCCUCUUUUAACUUUACUAAUUUACUUCACUCUCUCAAGUCUCAACAGUAGCAAAUCAAGAGUCUUCCACCAAUCAAUUAGGCCAAAGAGAUCUGAGCUUCCCUCAAAUUGGUGCAAUGGCAGAAGCAGUGGUGUCGACUGCUCUAGGAACCUUGCGCGAUUUGUUGGUGGAAGAAGCAAGGUUUUUAUAUGGUGUGGGUGAAGAAGUGAAGGAGCUCGAGAUCCAGCUUAAAGAGAUGAAGUGUCUCCUCGAAGAUGCUGACAGAAGACGACAUGAAAGCAAAAUAAUUUUGAAUUGGAUCUCGGAGAUCAAAGAUCUUGUGUACAGAGCGGAAGCUGCCAUUGAAAGACACGCAGCUUAUCAAGUGUCUUCAAGGAGAAGACGAGGCCUCACACAGCUCAUACGCAGAUAUUCUUGUAUUUUGGAAGAAUGCAACUCGCUCCACCAACUAGCCUCCGAGAUUUCACAAAUCAAAUCCCGUCUUGGAAGAAUCACCGACGACCUGCGAUCCUUUGGAAUAAAGAACAUCAUCGACGGCGGGGAGAGCUCGGCUUCCGGCGACAACAAGAGGAAAACAUUUUCCGAAUUCGAGAUUGGAGAUUGUUUUGUGGGGAUGGAGGAUGAGCUCAACCAACUUGUUCAUCUCCUAGUGGAAGACAAAAAGCAUCGAGUUAUUUCAGUGUGGGGAAUGGGGGGAUCAGGCAAGACCACCAUUGCCAAAAAGCUCUACAACGAGACCAAGACCAGCUUUGAUCUUUCUGCAUGGGUUUGCAUUAGUCAGCAAUGUCUGAGUUUUCAAUCUGUUUGGAAGGAUGUUCUCAAGCAGCUGGAGCCACAAACAAGGAAAGGUGUGAGCGAUGAUGGGCCACAAAUAAGAGAGGACGUUAUUGCAAAUCUGAGCGAGUGGGAGUUGAAGGAGCGACUAUGCAAGAUACAAAGAGAGAAGCGAUGCCUCAUUGUUGUGGACGAUCUUUGGAAAGUUUCUGAUUGGAAUGAGUUGAAGCAUCCCUUCAUUGUUCAUGGUUUGCAAAGCAAAAUCUUGAUCACCACGCGUGAACAGGAAGUUGCAGAGAUUGGAUGCCCAGUAAAAGUUGGGCUUCUAAAAGAGGAAGAUGCUUUGGAACUACUCAAGAUGAAAGCCUUUCCAGAUGCCAACAUUCCUGCAGAGUUUGCAUUGGAAAAAAGAACUGAGAAAAUUGCCAAAGAAAUGGUGCAGAAAUGUGGGUAUUUGCCAUUGGCAAUUUCUUUGCUCGGUGGAGUCUUGAGAAUGAAAAAUUCGAUGAUGGAGUGGGAGUUAGUAAAUGAGGAUAUCAAAGAAGCCAUAUAUAGAGAUGAAAGUGAGAUUGAUGGAGUGCUAAAUUUAAGCUAUGAAAGUCUACCCUAUUAUUUGAAGCCUUGCUUUCUCUACAUGGGUUUAUUUGAAGAGGACGAAGAUAUAGGUGUUGAGAAUCUAUACAGGAUGUGGAUAGCACAAGGCAUGAUUUCAUAUGAGAAUAUUCGAGGCAAGGACAAAACUUUGACGGAAAUCGCGGAGCUCUACUUGGGUGAGUUGGCCUCCAGGUCCAUCGUCCAACUUCAAAUUAAUCCCUUCGAUGGUGUCACACCUGGGGAAAAAUAUUGGUGGUGCAAACUUCAUGAUGUAGUAAGAGAACUAUGUUUGAAAUUGGGGAAAAGGGAGGAUUUUGGUGUACUGAGUUUGGAGUAUCAAAGUGGGAAACUUAGUACCUUACUGCGGCAAGCUUCCUCUCAUAUGAAAAUACGACAUUUGGCUAUCCACUUCAGAACAAGAGAAGUCGAAGUGGAACCUGACGAGCUUGGAGAAGAUACUAGCAAACAUUUAAGGUCUCUUCAAAUGUUCAAUCGCAGUAGUAAUUCUGGUGAGUUUCCCCCGCCAAGCAUCGUUGAUUUUCAUAAAUUCAAAUUGCUCAAGGAUCUAGUUAUGGUGGGAUUUGCAUUUGCAGGAAGAAAGUUACCAAAAGGAAUCACUAAUCUUGUUCACCUUAGAUGUUUGCGUUUAGAAAGAUGUGAAUUUGAUAAGCUACCGACGUCCAUAAGAAAUUUGGUAUACAUGGAUACCCUUGAUUUAAAUCAUUCGAGGAAUGUUGAAGUUCCAAAUGUUUUUAAGGAGAUGCUACGUUUGAAGCACUUGCUUCUUCCGAUGUAUGAUGAGGAAAAUAUUGGAAGUAAUCGAUUAACGUUGGACGAGGAAGUGGUUGAGUUGGAGAGUCUGAUGGGGUUGGAUACUAGAGUGUAUAAAUUAAAAUGUCUGAACAAAAUGAAGUAUCUGCGAAGAUUCUCAACAAGUAUACACGACCACAAAAGCUUGUCAGCCAUGAUCGAUGGCAUUGCUAUCUUGGACGAGUUAGUGUAUAGUGAGGUUAAAAUCGAAAAGGGUUGCGAGUUAGGAACAAAUGAGGGAGUGUUGAACAAGGCAUUCACAUGUCCCAAUCUUUAUAUCUUGUCGAUUGGAGUUAAGUUAGGGAAGGCGCUGGCAGAGUGCGAGCGUGAUUUUAUCAGCUCUAUACUUGUUAGUUUGUCCCUGUUAGAAUGUGAGCUUGAGGAUGAUCCAAUGGGAAUACUGGGGAAGCUUCCUUGCUUAGCAGCUUUGUCUUUAGAGAGGAAAUCAUUUGUGGGGGAGGAGAUGACGUGUCCAUCAAACAGUUUUCCUUGCCUCAAGAGGCUUUGGCUAGACGAGUUACCAAAGUUGAGGGAGUGGAGAGUGGAGGCAGGAGCCAUGCCCCUUCUCACUCAUUUAGAGAUAUGUGUGUGUCCUAAUCUGGAGAUGCUUCCAGAUGGAUUGAGUGGCAUUUAUACUCUUCAGGAACUUCAUAUCUAUGGAAUGCCGGAAAUGGGGAAGAGGGUAUCGGCAUCAGGAGAGGAUUUCCACAAAGUCACCCAUGUCCCUUCAAUUAUCAUCCUUGACGAUGACUAGUCUAGUUUAGUCUCCAGCCGGGAUGUCGACACCGAGAAGCAGCAGCGGCCCUACCUCUCAAGCCUCGACGGGUAGUGGGUGACGAGUAUCUGACGGGUAGCGGGUGACGGAUAUCUGACGGGUGGCGGGUAUCCGCGAGUUGCGGGUAUGGGUGACAAAUAAUUUUUUGGAAUCUACGUUUCGCUAAGUCAUGUUAACGAUGAAAAUUCUCUUUAAUUUGUUUUUUCAUUUUAGUUUGAUGUGUAAUGUAGACAUAUGUCAUAUUGACAGUUUUUUAGUGGAUAAUCUCCAUAAUUUAUAAAUAUAUAAAAAAAUACUCCCUCUGUCC
Salvia miltiorrhiza (redroot sage) is the source of this 3310-nucleotide messenger RNA. Its product is annotated as probable disease resistance protein At1g58602. Gene Ontology annotation, molecular function: ADP binding. The coding region runs from base 166 to 2982 and encodes 938 amino acids. Lineage: Eukaryota; Viridiplantae; Streptophyta; Magnoliopsida; Lamiales; Lamiaceae. The transcript is spliced from 3 exons. The record is from RefSeq and is a predicted model, not a curated record. Gene Ontology annotation, biological process: defense response to other organism.